UGUGUGAGCGCUACAGAGAGAGAGAGAGAGAGAGAGAGAGAGAGAGGGAACAGUCUCCGUUGUCUCAGAGGUUGAAGGAUCAAUAGAGUUGCAGUCGUGUGUCGGAGCUGCAUGGUGUUAGACGGAGGAAUCCUAGUUCCCACAGACCUAUUUCAGCAUGCUCACAGACCCUGAGCUACCUCAGGAGUUUAACAGGAUGUCUUCCAAGCGACCAAUCUCUCCAUAUGGGGGGACAGAUGGAGAGGUAGUCAUGGCAACCAGCAGACAGAGACUGGAAGAGGAAGAGAGAGAUGACGGACAGGCUGUCAUGCACCUCCCCCUGACGCCCUACUGCAGCAAGGUCUCGCCCCGCCCCCUGGACAGCCCCCCCACCCUGCACAAUGCCAUGGACCAGGGUUGGUCUCUGAGCCCCUACCCCCAGCACAACUCCUCUACCUCUCCAGGCAGUAAGCAGCAGGUGGAGGAGGGUGGUUCAGGGGCCGCAGCGCUGGGGACUCCAGAGAGACGUAAGGGCAGCCUGGCUGACGUGGUGGACACACUGAAACAGAGGAAGAUGGAGGAGCUCAUCAAAAACGAACCAGAAGGUCAGUCACCAUGUACAAAGAUGUACUGCUCUGUAUCGCUUUCUCUUUUCUCCCUAUCACUCUCUAUCGCUCUCUAUCACUCUCUCUCUCUCUCUUUCUCUCGCUCAAUUUCAAUUCAAGGGCCUUAUUGGCAUGGGAAACAAAUGUUUGCAUUGCCAAAGCAUGUGAAAUAGAUAAUAAACACUUAGUGAAAUAAACAAUAUAAAUGCACAGUAAACAUUACACUUACAAAAGUUCCAAAAUACAAAAAUAACCUGUACUGUACACACACACACACACACACACACACACUCACACAUGCCCUAUCACUUUCUUUCUCUCUCUGUCUCUAUCUCUCUAUCACUUUCUAUCUUUCUCUCUCUCUCUCACUAUCUAUCUUUCACUCUCUCUCUAUGUUUCUUUCUCUCUUACUCUCUCUUUCGUUUUCUCUCUCACUUUACCCUUUAGUAGCAGGUGAUAGUGCCAGGUCUCCCUCCCUCUCUUGCACCAUGCUAACGAACACAUUUUGUAACUGCCUGGCGACAGGGUGUGUGUGUCUGUGUUUCUGUAAGUGUAUGGGUGUGUGGGUGUAUGUGUGUGGGUUGGUGUGUGUGACAGAGAGAGUCAGCCCUUUGUUUGAUGGCAGACAGCAUCAGCUGUCCAGAGCCAUUGUCUAACAACCACUUUGCAUAUUUAUUACCAGCUGAUAGUACAGGGACCAUCAGCCUUUUACUCUCUCUCUCUCUCUCUCUCUGUCUCUCUCUGUCUCUCUCUGUCUCUCUCUGUCUCUCUCUGUCUCUCUCUCUCUCUCUCUCUCUCUCUCUCUCUCUCUCUCUCUCUCUCUAGCCUUUAGUAGCAGGUGAUCUCUCUGUGUGCUUUCGUGUGUGUUCUUUCUUUCAAUUUUCGGCUAAAAUUAUAUAUCCAAAUCUGACUGCCUGUAGCUCAGAACUUGAAGCAAAUAUAUGCAUAUUCUUGAUACCAUUUGAAAGGAAACACUUUGAAGUUUGUGGAAAUGUGAAAUUAAUGUAGGAGAAUAAUACAAAGAAAAAAACAAUUGUUUUUUUAAAUUUAUUUUGUACCAUCAUAUUUGAAAUGCAAGACAAAAGCCAUAAUGUAUUAUUCCAGCCCAGGCGCAAUUUAGAUUUUGGCCAUUAGAUGGCAGCAGUGUAUGUGCAAAGUUUUAGACUCAUCCAAUGAACCAUUGUAUUUCUGUUCAAAAUGUUGUAUCAAGACUACCCAAAUGUGCCUAAUUGCUUUAUUAAUAACUUUUCAAGUUCCUAACUGUGCACUCUCCUCAAACAAUAGCAUGGUAUUCUUUCACUGUAAUAGCUACUAUAAAUUGGACAGUGGAGUUAGAUUAACAAGAAUUUAAGCUUUCUGACAAUAUCAGAUAUAUCUAUGUCCUGGGAAAUAUUCUUGUUACUUGCAACCUCAUGCUAAUCGCAUAAGUGCACAUUAGCUCGACCGUCCCCAGGAUGGGACACCGAUCUGUAGAGAUCCUUAAGAGGAUUUUUAGUGGAAAUGUGUCUGUGUGUGUGUGUGUGGGUGUGUGGGUGUAUCCAGCUGCUGCUGCGUGUGUGUGGACACCUUGACUUUGCUCAGACUCUUGAGUAUGCCACACAACAAUUUUACAGUUGAUCCCUAAGUCAAACAGGCCGAGGCCAGGACAAGAAAGCCAGCAGUGUGUGCAUGCGGGUGUGUGUGUAGGUGUGUGUGUACAGUACAGGUUAUUUAUAGUACAUAUAACAGACCGCCACACUGCAUGGAGGUGUGUGUAGGCCAGUCAGUGUAACAGGCCCUGUACAAAAUCAUUUGCUCCCGGCAUUUCUUCAUAUGUGGCUGUGGGCCAUUAUUAGGACAAAUGUUUGUUUUCCAAUUUCUGCUUCAAAGUCCCAUAAUAUACUGGAGUUAUUUUCUUCUGCCCUUGAAAUAAUACACUAUUCUACCUGUGGCCGUUUUGGCUCUGCAUUGAGCCCCACAGUCCAGUUCCACUUCACAGAGGGCCCAACAAGUGAGAAAACAGUGCUGGGGGCGUGUGUGUUUUCGCGCUUGUGUGAGUCCCAGAGACGUAUGGUUUUGCCAGUUAUAGUUGGCCUACAUUCAGCUCUACGGUUGUUCCAGUUGAUAUGUUGAGUUUUUUUCAAAUGCUUCUUUUGAGUUUGGUGGAAAAGACCCGCAAUAAACCGGGUUGUUUGGCGAGAUUCUGAGAAGUGUGCUGUUGGCUAGACGGUGCGGGAGCUGCGAACCUUUUUGAGUUCUGUUGUUGGAUUGGGUUUAUUGUACAAGAGGACUCCGUGAUCUGGCCAUAGUAUAACCACAAUAAUAUCUGUGAGUCAGGCAGUACAGAUACAGACCGAGACAUACACACACACACACACAGUUCGAGAGCAGUAGCGGUAGCUUCACACUCUCCAUUAGCAGGGCCACAGUACCACAUCAGAAUGGGUAGUGCCAUUAUCUCUCCGACCGUUGCCGUUAAAAUGAAACACCCUAACAAAAGGCCUCAGCGCCUUGAGAGCAGACACACACACACACACACACACACACACACACACACACACACACACACACACACACACACACACACACACACACACACACACACACACACACACACACACACACACACAACAGACAGAACAGAAAGGCAUAAAGAGGGGAGGAAAGAAAAGGGGGGAGAUGAAGAGUGAGGGUGGAGACAGAGAGAGAGAAAGAGAGAGCGAGAGAGAGAGAGAGAGACCCUACUAUAUAAAAAUCCAUUCCAUCCUUCUCAGCCCUCUCUCUCUCUCUCUUUCUUUCUUUCUCCCUCUCUCCCGGCUGCCCAUUGUUUUGUUGUGUUCUCCACAAAGCCCAUUAGCAGCAAACGGCAGGUUGGGAUGAAACAUUAAUGAAGGCUUUAAUCAUUAUGAAAGGCCUGUAUUAAUACUGCUGCAGUCCCCCUUUCACACACUGCCUGCCUCCAGCUGGAUCAAUGGCACACACACACAGGGACGCGGGCGUGCACACACACACACACUCACCCCGGUAUAGGCACAUGUGCUGUGAAGAAAGGGAUGUGAGAGAAGGACUAAAGAGAUGAAAUUGGUCAGAAAACAACAAACACCCUAAAAACAGGACUAGAAAGGGGAAAAGAGAAGAGGAGAGAGAGAGAGGCUGGCUUUAUAUAACCAGGCCUUGAGCUAGACACUAGCCAUGUUCUCUUAGACUCUCGCCUUGUGUAAAACCAGUGUCUCGACACACACACACACACACACACACACACACACACACACACACACACACACACACACACACACACACACACACACACACACACACACACACACACUGGUCCAGGGUUGAGGCAGAAGUUACAAAGACAUAGUUUUUAUCAGUGUGACCAGUGCUGCUCUACUUAGUGGCUAGAUAAAUGUGGCGUGGUACAAAGACACGCUGGUGUGUGUGUAAGAUACUGGGUCAGUACAGACUGCCUCAUCUCCCCUGUGUCUCUCUCUCUGUGUGUGUGUGUGUAUGUGUGUGUGUGUGUGUGUGUGUGUGUGUGUGUGUGUGUGUGUGUGUGUGUGUGUGUGUGUGUGUGUGUGUGUGUGUGUGUGUGUGUGUGUGUGUGUGUGUGUGUGUGUGUGUGUGUGUGUGUGUGUGUGUGUGUGUGUGUGUGUGAGAGAGAGAGAGAGAGAGCACUGAGCAGCUGGCUGAGCCACUACCACAGAGCGCCCAAGCAGGAGUAGCGCUGUUGGCCUUUAAUAAAUGACUAGCCAUAGAGCUCCCUUAUCGACUUUGUGAUGUUACACCGCGCUCACACACAACACAUUCCUCUUCUGUCUACCUAUACUGCCUACCUGUUACCCCCGAGACACACACACACACACCGCUGCGUGGUAAUGCUGGUUUUAAAUUGUGUCAGAUGUUGAGUAGAGAGUUGGAAGUGUGUGAAGAGGAGUUGAUGGGGGAUCAUGCUGGCGUGUGCUUGUGCGUGUGUGUGUAUGAUUCCGUGCUGGAGUGAAUGUGUGUGUGAUUAGGACUAAUAAUGAGAGCAGAUCAGAGAGCAGCACGGGGGGGCGCAGGGGUGAGAGGAGGGCCAGGUCUGGGCUUAGGAGGGACAGCACUGGGGCUGGAUAGACACACACACAGGGAGCCAGGGACAGGCACUUCACUGUUGGCUGAAGUUAACCCUCCCCUCCCUCUACUGGGCUGUACGUUUAACCUAUAGUAACACACACCUCGCUUCGGUAGCACACUGUUGUAUAGCGAGUGAGAAUACAAGCGAGAUAGAACCAGAUCAUAGAGGAAACUAGCUGCAGUAUUUGGGGCACAGAUGUUCAUCUCAGCCCCUAGAGUGAUACUGCCUCCGCCCUGGCAACUCACCAGUCCUCCUCGGUCCACGCAGUCCCCCUCUCCCUUCCUCUCUGUCUCCCUCUCUCUCACCUGUCCCCCUUCCUCUCAGUCACCCUCUCUC
Molecule: messenger RNA, 5016 nt
Organism: Salvelinus fontinalis (brook trout)
Lineage: Eukaryota; Metazoa; Chordata; Actinopteri; Salmoniformes; Salmonidae
Product: transcription factor SOX-5-like
Exons: 3
Coding region: 158-757 (199 amino acids)
Source: RefSeq, a predicted model, not a curated record